Penicillium lagena is the source of this 1065-nucleotide messenger RNA. RefSeq lists its product as uncharacterized. Gene Ontology annotation, biological process: nucleotide metabolic process. The record is from RefSeq and is a predicted model, not a curated record. The coding region runs from base 1 to 1065 and encodes 354 amino acids. Gene Ontology annotation, molecular function: ATP binding; ATP:ADP adenylyltransferase activity. The transcript has 2 exons. NCBI's taxonomy places the organism in Eukaryota, Fungi, Ascomycota, Eurotiomycetes, Eurotiales, Aspergillaceae.
AUGCAAUUGGGCCUGUCCGAGAACCUCUCUGCCCUGGUGGCCCGGCGCUUCGUUGCAGCCAAAGAUGGUGGUCAUCUAGUCUUCUCCUCAACCUAUCUAUCCAUAAUAAAUGCCGCAGGGAUAUCGUACCAACUCCGCUACUGCCCAGCACUCGCAAAGAAACCCAUCAAUCCAGCUGCAAAGCCCCCCGCCGGCCCUAACCCCAACCCCCCCAAACCGGACCCCUUCGCAGACCCAUCCCCAGAUCUGCUGGUAGCGCAGUUCCCGCCCUCUCACCCAACGCACGCGCUCGUGCUGAACAAGUUCCCGGUUAUUCCCAACCAUUUCAUUCUCGCCACAAAAGAAUGGCGGGCCCAGACCGAUCUGCUGGAGAAAGACGACCUCGAGGUGACAUAUGAUUGUUUGCAGGCGUGGCCUGCUCAAAACAAAGACCCUGAGGGGAGGUUAUUUGCCUUCUUCAACUCUGGAGAUGAGAGCGGGGCCAGUCAGCCGCAUCGACAUCUGCAGUUCCUCCCCGUUGAGGCGAUGCGACAACAGCCCGAGUGCGAGGGAUGGAGUCCUCUCAUUGACCAGUUCUCUUCCUCUCCUUCUCAAUCACACUCCAACAAGUCCGCCCCGCUAACACUCCAUCAAUUCCCAAUUGCGGCUUACGCUCUACCCCUUCCGUCCAACCCAUCGCCAGAUACCCUCUUCUCUAUUUAUCAGACAUUAUACCGCGCAGCCGUGGCAGCGACACAAGGGAGAGAUUCACACCAAGGUCCCACCACACCGCCUCCUACGACCGGACCGUCGUUAAUUAGUUACAAUCUGGCCAUGACGCUCUCAACGAUGAUGAUUUGUCCCCGGCGACAUGAGACUGCUACCGUGCCCGUUGACUUGGAUGCGGCGAACGAUAUUCUUGACUCUGGUGUUGUUUCUCUGAACGGGACGAUUCUGGCGGGCACACUUAUGGUUAAAGCCGAGAGUGAGUGGGAUGCUUUGAGGGAGAACCCGCAGUAUCUGACGAAGGUGCUGGAGAAGAUUGGGUUUCCCAGGACUGAUUCUAGGGGAUUGUCUUACUUGUGA